Molecule: messenger RNA, 2453 nt
Organism: Lathyrus oleraceus (garden pea)
Lineage: Eukaryota; Viridiplantae; Streptophyta; Magnoliopsida; Fabales; Fabaceae
Product: telomere repeat-binding protein 4
Exons: 9
Coding region: 325-2184 (619 amino acids)
Source: RefSeq, a predicted model, not a curated record
CAUUUUUUUUUUCUUAAAUUAAAAAAAAAACUCUAUAUUCUAUUAUAUCCAUCAAUCAUUCUCACAACAAAUUAAUAUUUAAAAUGAAAACGUGAAAAGGAAGAGAAUUUAUUUGAGUUGGGAUUUGUAGUUUCUUUUCAUAGAUAGAUUUCUUUUACAUUUUUCGUCACUUCCAAUGUUUUGAUUUUUUCCUUUUCCCAAAUUAUUGCAUUCUCCAACCCAAAUUCUGUUACUUUAUCGUAAUUUUUCAACCAAAAAAUAAAGGGAGAUAGGUUCUGAUACAUUUGUGCUUUGGUGAAUUGAUGAGUUAUAAAUGUUCAUGCUAUGGUGUUGAAGAAGAGGCUGGGUAAUGGACUUAGGGGAUUUCAGGUCCCUGAGAUACCUAAAUGUCCAAGAUCUACCAGAACGAGGGUUCCGAUCGAGAAACCGGCUGAGGAUGGUGGCGCGUGUGCUUUUGAACUACUUGCAUCUUUAGCCGGGAAGUUGCUGCAGGAGAGUGAAAGUUCCAAUUCUAGUAAUGUGUCUGAAGGUAGGCUGUUAACCGAAGAGCAAUAUCGAGAUGGAAGUUGUGAUGAAAAGAGCUGUGAGAAACGCGUUGAGAUUAGUGAGAGUGAUUGUUUACUAGAAUGCAUUUCAGCUAGUGAUAAUGUGAAGUCUGAGAUUUUAAAAUUGGAGAAUAAGUUUGGGAAUCAUUCUAAUACUAAUAGACUCGUGGAAUUACCGAACAAUCACGAGGUUGGAAGUUCUGGCUUCGAGCGAUUAUCUGCGGAUGAUAAGUUUAGUUUGAAGGAUCCGUUGGAGUUACGUGUUAACUCUCCUUCAUUAGUCGAUUUGAACAGUAAUGUUGUUAAAUCUCCAUUUCGUGGGGAGUUGUUUCCCAAUGCUUCCUUUUCGAGGCACGGGAAUGAUAAUAAGUUACAUUUUAUUGAUGAUGACGAAAAAUUUAUUAGGUGCAACAAAGUUUGCACCAAACCGAAGGCUUUUAGACCUUCACGGUGCAUUGCUCGCAAAAUAAUCAGGAAGCGGUUGACUUCCAAACACUGGAAGGUUGCUCCAAAGUUGAAGGAUUAUGAACGUUCUAGAUAUGAUAAGGGAAUAAAACCCUCAAGUCGCAAAAGGAAGACUUAUUACAAUUUCGAAAGAUCUCAGUGUUACACUCUUUCAAAGAGGAAGAAAUUAUCAGAGAAGGGUUCAAUGGUAACUCAUUGUGGAGGAUUCAGCAGUGAGAGUGUAUCUGAUUUACCUAAGAAAGGAAUUUGUGGAAAUAACCGAAGCUCUUCUACAAAAGCUCAUGUCUCUAAAGAUUCUCAUGUCAAGUUUAGAAUCAAGUCAUUCAGGAUUCCAGAGCUUUAUGUUGAAGUUCCCGAAACCGCAACUGUGGGUUCAUUAAAGAGGACAGUCAUGGAGGCAGUGAUGACUCUAAUAGGAGGUGGAGUGCAUGUUGGUGUUCUUGCUCAGGGGAAGAAAGUUAGAGAUGACAACAGAACUCUUCGGCAAACUGGUAUAUCUUGUAAAGAAAAUCUAGAUAAACUCGGUUUUGUUUUGGAGCCUAGUUCUUCUCAAGCUUCUCCAGUUGUUUGCGCCGGUGAUACUUCUCACUGUGAAGCGUCUGAGCCAACUAUGUCUCUAAGAACUCCCUCCAUAGAAUCAGGGGUUUCUGUUACCAAGCAAGAUUCUUCCUUGAUUACAAAUACCGGUGACCUUGUUGAAAAUAACCAUGAAUCAGCUUCUUCCCUGGAUGACACUAUGUCUGAUAAACUAACACAAGAUUCUGGAGCGCUAGUUCCUGUUCCAGAUAAUAGCUCAGAGGUAUUAGCUGCCGUUCCCGUGAGUCACAACACCGGACACUCUGAGAUUGUACAGCGUCGAACCAGGAGACCGUUUUCUGUUUCUGAAGUGGAAGCACUUGUUCAUGCAGUUGAAGAAGUUGGAACUGGAAGGUGGCGUGAUGUAAAGUUGCGAUGUUUUGAGAAUGCAGAUCAUAGGACUUAUGUAGACUUAAAGGAUAAAUGGAAAACUUUAGUACACACUGCCAAAAUCUCCCCUCAACAAAGGAGAGGACAGCCAGUUCCUCAGGAGCUGUUGGAUAGGGUUUUGGCUGCUCAUGCCUUUUGGUCUAUCCACCAAACCAAACAUCAUGUCAAGCAUCAAACCAAUGGUGACCAACCACUUGUGAUUAUGUAGAAAAGACAUUUAACGUGAUUGACUUGUAACUGUGGUAAACAAACUUGUACAUUUGUUUCAUAUUCAUGUAAUAUCUUCCUUACCAAAUUCUUUACUGGCCUUCAAUUUAAACAGGUUGGCAUUUGUAAAUUAAAUAAGGAAUAGGGUUGAUGUAAGGUGUAAUAGAAACUUGUUUUCUAUUAUUUUUGUAAUUUUCAUUUAACUUCAUGAAUGUAUGUAGUUUUGUCAAUACCAUGACAACAUUAUGACAAAGGAAAAUAUUCUCCUUA